This is a messenger RNA of Botrytis byssoidea, 1195 nucleotides long. RefSeq lists its product as uncharacterized. Lineage: Eukaryota; Fungi; Ascomycota; Leotiomycetes; Helotiales; Sclerotiniaceae. The record is from RefSeq and is a predicted model, not a curated record. The transcript has 3 exons. Bases 1 to 1074 code for a protein of 357 amino acids.
AUGUUGACUUUAUUGGUACUUACUUCGGUGCUGUGCAUUCUACCCAUCGGAGUUUCAGGAAGAAACGAGAAGUCGGCUCUUAUUCGUCUCACCUCUAGUGAGCCGACAGAUGAUGAAGGUCAAGAAAACUACAAACAUGUUAGUGCCGCACAAACCUACCAAGAAGGGUCGACUGGGCGGACAUCCUCGAUCAACUAUACUUUAACUUGGCCUGCUACUAAGUCUAUUCAACCCAAUCCUACUUCCCAAGGGAUGAAUGUCACUUCGAUAAUUCCCGUGUUCGAGACGUGUAACUUGCCAGGUGCCAGGACUACAUCAUGUUCGCCUUCUUUUCAGACUGUCAUCACGACUAAAUGUUCAACUAUCUUGACAGGAUACUUUACUAAGCAUACUGUCUCCGAGUGUGAUGAGAUUGUCACCUUCUCUACACAGUACGGCUAUGCUUUAGCUACCACAACACCUCCAGCGAGCAGCAGCGUCUCAGCUCUUCACAAGCGCGGGAAAAUUUCGUCAUUGACAAAUAACUAUGUUCAUAAUAUCACAACAUAUUAUGCCGCUCCAUGGCGGUCAAUUGCAGCAGGUGAUCCAUCAGAUAUACACGUUCAAAUAUGCGGACUGUCAUCCGACGGCGUUCAGAUGUGCACAACUGUCACUGAAAUCUGGGUCAUUCAUACGGAAUAUUUACCGAUUCAUUAUACCAAAGCCAUCUCAGUUUCUACUGUAGUAUCUUCAACCGCCGUGUUAGCAUUUGCUCCCAAUAUAUACAUAACUAUCACGCCCGGGAUUUUCGAACUUUCAACCAAGAUGGUAUCUACAAGUUUAUCGACAAUGAACAUAACCUCGACUUCUAGAAUCGACAAGUUGAGUUCGGAAUCAUCAGGCUCUGCAUCUAGCACUCAAGAUUCGACGACAACAAUUUAUGUCACUGGUCCGGGUAGCACCACGACGAUAAAUUUGGGGAUGGCAUUGUCUCUCGCCUCAAUUCAGGAGCCGGCAACUCGCACAACCACAAUCACGAGUACGACAAGGAUAACGAAAACCACGACUUUCACGCCUGUAAGUCUAACCAUGUAGUAAAUCUUCAUGAGAUUUACCAACAAUCAUUCAUAGCGUCGUACCGUUUUCCCAACUAUUUAAAUGUUUAGCUGGUUUCGGAGUUGGUUUUAGUUUGAGAGUCUACCAAUGGGUGCAUGGA